UUCACACAGCCUAAACCAUUUGCAAACCACAGUUUCAUCUACGUCAAUCGGUAACAUUUUAAAAACCACACAAAAAGGAAAGGAAAUUUUUAGUUCAGCAGGCAACCCUGCAAAAUGGGCCUGUUGUCGCUGUGGCUAACUAAACAGUUCAUGAUUCUCUGAAGACCCAGAUCCAGGCCUGCUCCGGCCAAAGAAGACAGCACCAGAGCCGUGGGUUUUUACUUUUUUAAUUAUUGAAUUCAAGCUUCUCCCUGAAGAUGACAAAUAGUUCACUAUUCUGUCCCGUAUACAGAGAUCUGGAACCAUUUACAUAUUUUUUUUACUUAGUUUUCCUUGUUGGAAUCAUUGGAAGCUGUUUUGCAACGUGGGCUUUCAUACAGAAAACCACAAAUCACAGGUGCGUGAGCAUAUACUUAAUUAAUUUGCUCACAGCUGACUUCCUGCUCACUCUGGCAUUACCAGUAAAAAUUGUUGUUGACUUGGGUGUGGCACCCUGGAAGCUAAGGAUAUUCCACUGCCAAGUGACGGCCUGCCUCAUCUACAUCAAUAUGUACCUAUCUAUUAUCUUCUUAGCCUUUGUCAGCAUUGAUAGAUGCCUUCAGUUAACACACAGCUGCAAAAUAUACCGCAUACAAGAACCUGGAUUUGCAAAGAUGAUAUCGACGGUCGUGUGGCUCAUGGUCCUUCUUAUAAUGGUACCCAACAUGGUGAUUCCCAUCAGGGACAUCAAAGAAAAGUCAAACGUAGGCUGCAUGGAAUUUAAAAAGGAGUUUGGAAGAAACUGGCAUUUGUUAACAAAUUUCAUAUGUGUGGCAAUAUUUUUGAAUUUCUCAGCCAUCAUCCUGAUAUCCAACUUCCUUGUAAUUAGGCAACUAUGUAGAAACAGAGACGAUGCAAACUAUCCAAACAUGAAAACAGCUCUAAUCAACAUCCUCUUGGUGACAGCCGGUUACAUCAUAUGCUUUGUUCCCUACCACGCUGUCAGGAUCCCAUACACCCUCAGCCAGACUGAGGUCAUAUCUGAUUGCUCAACUAGGAUCUCCCUUUUCAAAGCCAAAGAGGCCACGCUGCUCCUGGCUGUGUCCAAUCUGUGUUUUGAUCCUAUCCUGUACUAUCAUCUCUCCAAAGCAUUUCGUCUGAAAGUCACUGAGACUUUUGCUUCACCUAAAAAGACUAAGGCUCAGGAAGAAAAAUCAAGAUGUGACAAUGAUGUAUAAGAUAAGGGGGUUCUGACUGAACUGCAAAGUUGGUCUCAGUUUUCAAAGACAAAAGAAGAUAAUUAGCAAUAAAAGUUGCUGAUCGCUAGCAAACACAGACUAAUCCCUGUGGGAGGUCCUUUUCUCAAUACAAGCCAACCCUGUACUCACACAUUUAGUGAUAUUCUUUGGCACAACUAUUUGUACAGGAAAAUUAACAGAGCAUCUUGAACCAGGAUCAACCUGGGUAACCAAAGUGAGGAGAGCCAAGGCAAAGACUCAGAGGCUCAUCUCAAUGGUUGCAACUGACUUCUUGAUGAAAAUAUGCCACAUAAUCUGCACCUACAUUUCCAGAAAGUCCUUCAGCAACACAUUAAAGGUCUUCAGCAACCUAAACAAUAAAGACCUCAAAAUA
Messenger RNA from Phodopus roborovskii (desert hamster), 1611 nucleotides. It is a transcript of the gene Gpr171, whose product is annotated as G protein-coupled receptor 171. Gene Ontology annotation, cellular component: membrane. Gene Ontology annotation, molecular function: G protein-coupled purinergic nucleotide receptor activity. Bases 258 to 1217 code for a protein of 319 amino acids. NCBI's taxonomy places the organism in Eukaryota, Metazoa, Chordata, Mammalia, Rodentia, Cricetidae. Gene Ontology annotation, biological process: G protein-coupled receptor signaling pathway. The record is from RefSeq and is a predicted model, not a curated record. The transcript has 2 exons.